Molecule: messenger RNA, 9259 nt
Organism: Numida meleagris (helmeted guineafowl)
Lineage: Eukaryota; Metazoa; Chordata; Aves; Galliformes; Numididae
Gene: BTBD9
Product: BTB domain containing 9
Exons: 11
Coding region: 631-2466 (611 amino acids)
Biological process (GO): adult locomotory behavior; circadian behavior; modulation of chemical synaptic transmission
Molecular function (GO): protein binding
Source: RefSeq, a predicted model, not a curated record
AAUGUUAACAGCUGCUCAAACUUACUGAGAAGAAUGCUGUACUUAACCUAUUUCUGUGCCAUGAACAAAGCUGCAGCAGCUGACUUCUGAAGCACCUGAUUAGCUUUUAAUAGCUCCUGGAAAUAGGUUAUGGUGCCAGGGAGAGGUUUAUAAGUGGCUUGGCCUUUUAUCUGCAGUUUGUUAAAUGUUCUUCUUGGGUCACAAGGAAGAGCAAAUGCGUGUAUCUGAGUGGGACGUGGAUGAUUACAGAAGAUACCAGAGAGUUCAUCCUAAAGGGUUUUGCUGAGCUCCAGGCAGCUUCUGUCUUUUUAAAUUGUAUUUAAAACUUUGAGUUAAAACCAGGAAUUCUGGUUGUAAAGUUUGGCUACACAGGUAAGCUCAUAGCAACAUGCCACAACUAAACCAGUAUAUUACUAUUUACUUCCUCAAACAAGAAAUGUGCAGAUCACUUCAAGGGCUGACUGUAUAAACCUCUAAAUAAUCCAGUCUGGGAGGAUCUGAGGUCAUAUAUUAUUUGGUUCUGCAUCUUGAAGACAAGACUGCUCUCGUACAAUGCUGCGUUGUGUGGAAAACUGAUGAAACUUACGUUAGAAAUGUGUAGCAGGCUAUCAGUAUCAUCAUCCCUCCAAGAUGAGUAACAGCCAUCCGCUUCGUCCUUACACAGCUGUUGGCGAGAUUGACCAUGUUCACAUUCUGUCGGAGCACAUCGGUGCUCUGAUGAAUGGGGAAGAAUAUAGUGAUGUUACCUUUAUCGUGGAAAAGAAACGUUUUCCAGCACACAGAGUGAUCCUGGCUGCGAGGUGCCAUUAUUUCAGAGCAUUACUGUAUGGUGGAAUGAGAGAAUCUCAGCCUGAAGCAGAAAUUCCUCUUCAGGACACCACUGCAGAAGCUUUUGCCAUGCUGAUGAAAUAUAUUUACACUGGUCGUGCCACACUACGAGAUGAAAAAGAGGAGGUCCUCCUAGACUUCCUAAGCCUGGCACAUAAAUAUGGGUUUCCGGAACUGGAGGAUUCCACAUCUGAGUAUCUUUGCACCAUACUUAAUAUUCAGAAUGUUUGUAUGACAUUUGAUGUUGCCAGUCUUUAUUCCCUUCCCAAAUUAACUUGUAUGUGCUGUAUGUUCAUGGACAGAAAUGCUCAGGAGGUGCUCUCCAGUGAAGGCUUCUUGUCACUUUCUAAGGCUGCUCUUCUAAGUAUUGUACUGAGGGACUCUUUUGCAGCUCCUGAGAAGGACAUUUUUCAAGCCUUGAUGAAUUGGUGUAAGCAUAACCCCAAGGAAAACCAUGCUGAAAUUAUGCAAGCAGUGCGUUUGCCACUAAUGAGUCUAACAGAACUGCUAAAUGUUGUAAGACCUUCUGGACUGUUGUCACCCGAUGCCAUCCUAGAUGCCAUUAAGAUUCGUUCUGAGAGUCGGGACAUGGACCUCAACUACAGGGGCAUGUUAAUACCAGGGGAAAAUAUUGCAACAAUGAAGUACGGAGCCCAGGUUGUAAAAGGGGAGCUGAAGUCUGCUUUAUUAGAUGGGGAUACUCAGAACUAUGACUUGGAUCAUGGCUUCUCUCGACACCCAAUUGAUGAUGACUGCCGUUCUGGUAUCGAAAUCAAACUAGGCCAGCCGUCAAUAAUCAACCACAUACGAAUACUCCUGUGGGACAGAGACAGUCGGUCUUACUCCUACUACAUUGAGGUGUCCAUGGAUGAGUUAGACUGGAUUCGAGUUAUCGAUCACUCUAAAUACCUUUGUCGGUCCUGGCAGAACCUGUAUUUUCCUGCCCGAGUUUGCAGGUAUAUUCGCAUUGUUGGGACCCACAACACAGUGAACAAAGUUUUCCAUAUUGUGGCAUUUGAAUGCAUGUUUACCAACAAAACCUUCGCUCUGGAGAAGGGUCUGAUAGUUCCUGCUGAAAAUGUUGCAACAAUUGCAGAUUGUGCCAGUGUGAUUGAGGGUGUCAGUAGAAGUCGCAAUGCCUUGUUGAAUGGAGACACAAAAAACUAUGACUGGGAUUCUGGGUACACAUGCCAUCAGCUUGGGAGUGGAGCUAUUGUAGUACAGCUAGCACAGCCCUACAUGAUUGGAUCAAUACGGUUACUGCUUUGGGACUGUGAUGAUCGAAGCUACAGCUACUACAUCGAGGUUUCAACAAAUCAGCAGCAAUGGACCAUGGUGGCUGAUCGCACAAAAGUUUCCUGCAAAUCCUGGCAAACAAUCACUUUUGAUAAACAGCCUGCAUCUUUUAUCAGAAUAGUUGGAACUCAAAACACAGCUAAUGAGGUGUUUCACUGUGUGCAUUUUGAGUGCCCUGCACAAAGUGGUACCCACAAGGAUGAGGGUUGUAAGGAAGUGGCAACAACGGAGGUGGGGACUGGUGAACAACAGCUUGUUUCUCGUCCUGUUCGAGCUGCAAGCACUAGUUCUUUGCAUUCCCCUCCUGGAUCCACCUUGCGUUCUCAUGCUCACCAACCAUAAAGGAGAUUGAAAGGGAGCUUUUGCAGCCCCACUGACAUUAUAUGAAAUUAUUCAGAACCUUCUUGUGCUGGCACCUUUUCUUUCUUCUUCACUGUGAAGAAAGGGGACCAUGUCUUGAAAUGCUGAAAUGGCAAAGGCUUUUCCCAAGGACAUGAAGAGACUGCUUCACUCUUCUCAACUUGUUCAAGUCAGGCUGGUCUCCAAAGGGGGAGAAAAUAGGUCUUCAAUCUUCAUCAAAUACCCCAUUAACACCCUAGCUCUCUAAUCUAACGAAGGCAAGGAGAACAGAAGGAAAUAAAAGGCAGAGCUACAAUGAAAAUGUAAAAUGUCUUGAGCAGAGUGAAAGGCAUAUCAAAUAACUAUUUGUUCCCUGAAGGCUUCCAUUAGUGAAGAAAAUGUUUAUGGCACACAUCAGUACAGAAUAUAUGUUAUUUUUAAAAGUUAUUUUUCAUUCAUAUUCUUUUGUAACUAGUAAUCUCUUCUAAAAUUGUUUUAACUCUGCAUCCCGCUUUCUCUCUUAUUUUUGGCUGCAGCAAAUGCUGUGCAGUAGAUUAAGGAAGUAUCAAACAAGUUUACCUGCUGAGAUCCAAAUUCCCUCAUUCAUCAGUGGGAUGUCAAGAAAAGCCUUUAUGAUAUCAACAAACUAAUUAAUGGAUGCUGUAUUAAUCUUGACCCUAGUUGGCUUUACAAAGCACAAAAUUGUCAUUUCUUAUAGUCAAAAGGAAAAUGCCAAAAUAAAACUUCUAUCUUGAGAAAAGCUUAUUUUUCAAUCAUGAAGGUGAUUACUUAAGUUUUACUCUUAUUUCUAAGACAACUUGCAACAGAUCAUCAAAAAUUUUUUGACUAGAAAGUGAAAAUUCAUCUGGUCACUAACAAGCAGUUGUUCAGAAUACAAAACUAAGAAUGUGCAGAAAGCUAUUUUUAUCCCAGAAAAAUGGUAUACAGCCUGGAUCUAAAAAUUUAAGAGCCACGCAUAAACUUUUCUCAUAAUCUUCAUAGAGUGUUAUGCUUUUACACUGUAUUAUAAGGGAUCUGGCUCUCUCUUUACAUCACAGAAUUAAUUAUCCAUCCAUGUGUGGAUUAAAUUGCUUACUACUUCACUUAUUCUAUGUGUUUAUACAUUAAUGAGAAUGCAGCCUCUCACUUUCCAGAUUCAGAUGACAUAGGAAGGGCUUCUUGUUGGUCUUUCAGUAUAUGAAGAAGUGUUUUUGUAUUAUGACAAACACUGAUGUAAUUGGCAAAAUUGAUUAGGAGGGUUGUUAUUCCUCUCAAAGCAUAUUAUGCUGGAAAUGUCAGCUAUCCAGUUUUAUGAACAUGGGAUUUCCUGUGGUGAGAAAUCGCCUUGUUGGGAGAAAACAAAGCUAGUAUAGGAUAAAUAUGGUUUUCCUUUGCAUUACCAUAGUGAUAAAGUAAGGUACAUAUCAAUAUAGCAAAUAGUAUGCUAAUUCAUCACAAUACGUAAUUUGAAAGAAUUUCCCUACUGUAUACUGGUUGUGCUUAAAACUGGAAGAAAUACAACAAAUGGCAGCAAUGAAUCAGGAGGAACGUCAUAGGAGAAAUGCUCUCUCUUUGUUGUUUCCAAUAAAACUGACUAGACUUUAUCAAGAAUAUUACAGUAUUUUUCAUUGCCAAAUUACUUCUGAGUACUGACAUUUGCAUGCAGUCCCCUCUCUUCCCACUGUUGUCGUCUGUCUUGUGAUGUCUGUCAGUGAAGAUGCAUGCACACUACACUGUAUUAUCAUUUUUAAUACAUGCCAUGGCUGCCUUGAGUUCUGAGGCAGGAUAUUGCUCAUGAGCCAGCACCUAGUCUUGGUUGCCGAUUACCUUUUGGCUUAGCAGCCUUUGGGGCAUGAAAGAAUUGAGACUAGCUACUGGGGAUGCAAUUCUUUUGUUUAAGUAUAGGUCUAAAAAGUUGGAUUUUUUUUUUUCUUUGAAAAGUAAAAACAGUAAGAUCUUCUAUUCUAGUCGUAUACUGUGCUGGAACUUACUGAGAUGAAUGGAGCAUGUCUUGUCUUUGGUAGUUAAGACCUUCUGUGUCAGUGAUGGUAUUUCUUUGCAGUUUGAUCAAACAAAUUGACUUUUUUCAAGUUGUCAACAUGCAAGGGGUGUAACUUCCUAGCUGUUAGUCACUGUUAUAGAAAGUAUUUAAUUAAAAAAAAAAAAAAAGAAGAAGAAGAAGCAAAAGAAGUUUGUGCCAGCUGUUCUGAGUUUAGGUACUCAGAGGAAGAACAGGAUUUUCAGUUUGUAAUCUUUGAUGUGCACAAUUAAUUUUUUGGAUAGUAAUAAGCCUUACAGACCAUAAGCUACUGCAGAUUCUUUUUGAUCUUGCCCUAUGACUCACUGCUGAAGAGGAAUGUCUAUUUAUUUCCCAUGACACUAGCUCUCUGCCAAGAAUCUGAAUGAAUAGAUAAGACAGAUUCUCAAAGCAAAAAGAAUCAGGUCCUGUAAAAAUUCCAAUUCCCCACCCCCAAAAAUCAUUCAAAACAAAAGCCAGUUUAGCAUUGUCCUUUCUUACACUCUUUAUCUCUUUUUCCACAACUUAACAAUUUCUACCUUUUUAUUCAAAUAAAUAAUGUUGAAAUGUCUUAAGGGACCUGAACUCUGCUUGGUCUUCUAACAUCAUCCUUCCCCAAACAUCCCCAAUAUCUUUGUGGCCUCGUAUAGGUCCCUGCCUUAAACACAGUGUCAGCAAAUUAUUACUACUGGCAAAGGAUGAUACCACACAGAACUGACCUGUGCUUUUGUGCGAGUAUUCUCAUGCUUUCUAAGUAUUGUCUGCACUUAUUGACUCCUAAUAUGAGAUAUGUAGCUCUUGUAUGAUCUUCUGAGAUCUAGGUUUUUUUCCUUUCCGUGAAAAUAAGUUGUGCUGUUAUGGCUUAAUAUCAGAGCAUUUAUAGCAUCAGGGUUUAACAGAGUCAUGAGAUACUAUAAUUAUUCAGAACUGCAUGAUCACUUGCUUUUAAUUGCAUCAGAGGUAGAGCAGAACUGACCAGCACUAACCAGCUGUUCAUUGCAUUCUUGUCAGAAACUAUAAGAUAGACCUGUUGUCAACUUUCUAGAUAAUAGAAUUAACUAUAUUGCCAACAUUGAACCAUUUUUUCUAGUUAGUACUUCAGCUGUAGUUAUCUUUAAAUUCCCUAGUCCUCUUUUUCUCUUACUUUUCUUCCAUUGAUUGAAUUCAGACUUAGGUCCAACUCAUGUGUAGCUUAACAUAGCUCUUUCUAAAUUCUCUUUAUUUAAUGAACUAAUUCCAAGUGAAUUUCAAAGAUUUUUAAUCACGGCAAUCUGUGGCCAAAAAUUAACUUCAGCAAGAGUAAAUUCAGUAUUGGUAAAACUGAUUUAUCUGUGAAAAUGAGUUUCUAAAGUGAGCAAAAAUUGCGCGGCUCUUAGCUUUCAAACAAGCUCUAAAACAAGUUUGAAUGACAUGUUAAUAGAAAUGGCAAUGAGAGAAAUGAAUCCAAGACUUACAUAAAAGACAGUACAGAGGAAGAAUCGGCAGUGUUCUUAGGAAAGUAACUGUUUUUCAUUGCACUUUCCUUCCUUUACAGCUCCAUUUAAUCCUUUUUCCCUGCAAAUCUGUUUUGCUUGUUCAGUAUGACAGUUCAUGGUGGAGCUCUGUGUUUUUCAUCAUUGCUGAAGAGUUGAAAUGAACUUAAUGUUUCUUCAUUUUUGCUAAUCAUAACAAAUCAGAGAAUCUUCAGUUUACUACCUAACUUGAUUUCCACUAGAGAAAAGAAAGCAAAUAUCAGUAGUUUUUUCACUUUAAGUAAAUUAAGCUUUCCAGCCAAAUACAUGUGAACAUCUACUCAUUAUUCAGCAUUGCUUUGUACAUCUGAAGUCAGUGUGAAGAUCAGAAGGCAAAGUUAGUGUCAUUUUUGUCUGAUUGUUACGUGAUCGUUCUGCUUAUACAGUGUCACCUACUCAGAGACCCUUGAUACGGAAUCAGAAUUCAGCUGUGAUUUCACAGGAAGCAGAAAAGCUAUGCAUUGUUUUUCCCCUGUGAAAAUGUUUGUUGGCUUGUAUUUUGACAGGUGAUGGCGUACCAUCAAAUCGGCAAAUGAAUGCACUGGUAAUUUAUUGUUGUGGCUGGAAUAGUCAGCAAAUACCAGAGCCAGUAGUAUUUAACAGAGUAUGAGAGUAGGCGUUCAGGUUCAUAUGUUAUUGUAGCAGUUGCUAGAGGACUAAACUGCGUAGAAAAUAAUACUUUGUGGAUCUCAGAAUCCUUGAGGCCUGGCUUCCUUUCCUUUCUCUUAAUUGAUUGUAUGUUUAGGUUAGAAUCCUCAGCUGUCUCUGAACUGGUUGACAGCAUUUGUACUAGUUAAAUUACAUGUAGAAGCUCCACAGGCUUUGUGCAGGAUACAGGUAAUAAAAGUCCUGGGUCAAAUUUUUAAUGGAACACCUAAAUAGUUAUAGAUGUGUUAAAUGGAUCUUAGUAGGUCAUCAUUUAUCUUGAAUUUAGAACAGGUUCCUAAAACUCCUAAACUGAGGAAAACUGGGUCAAAUGUUAAUACUCUGUGGUAUGGCCGGAUGUGAAAUCAUUUUUAUAGUUGCUUAAAAUGUGCAAAUGUCUAAAUAAGGUAUGGGUGAGCAGGUCCAAAGCUGGUUUGGCCAAAGUUGUUAGGAACUGGUAAUUUGGCUGUAGUGAAGUGUAUAAAAUAGAGCAAAUCAAAUGCUCAUCUCAAAGAUAUUUGUGCAGUCCGAUGAACAGAGACAUAUUCCUCCUAGCUGCCUUGCAUGUGACUUGUGGUCUUUGCAGAGUGAGCCUCCAUUUGAAUUUUGUUAACUGCUCAAAACCACCUACAGACUUCUCAAAGGCCAUUCACAAGCUCUGUUGCGGUGUUGACUGAGGUAAUUUAGAAGUCACACCUAUAGUCCAUGACAGAAUUUGAGUCUGUUUGUUUUUGAGAAUGAUUACUGGAAAGCUAGUUAUAAAAAUCACCCUGCAAUUUUUAUUACAGAAACAAAGCCCAAAUUAACAUAGUAUAGUAUAAUACGAGGAAAAUGCAAGUAUCUGGUAUUUACCCGUAGAUUUUCUGAUACUGUAUGUAUUUAAUUACUAUGAUAUACAUACAAAUGGUGGAAGUAAGUGAACAGCCAGCUCCACACUUAAGUAAUACACCCUUGGUAGUAGACAGUAUCGACCCAUCAGAAAAUCAGAGAAGUUUUUCUUUUCUUGUUCCUUCCAACCUAAUAGAAUAGCGUAGCUAAAUGUUCUGAAACAAAAAAGAAUAAUUGAUUCCUUACGUAAAUGUCACAGGAAUUGAAGUUUAGAUUAUUGUAGCUUAAAAUCUGAAGGAGUGGUGACUUCUGUCUGCCUAGGUGUACAUUUGCCUCCCUAGUACCUCCUGCUGCUUCAGACCCCAAGCUUUUAUAUUUGAAGGAGAGCCACACUGUUGGUGCAUUGUACAUUUCUUUGUUAGAACUUUUACUCAUCUAUUUUGUGUUUAGCAUCUUGGCAUAUCCAUUCUGUUAGAAGAAGGUAACAUGGUUUCUCAUGGCUUUCAGAGUUACUUGUUGACUCCUGCAAACUGGCAGAUACAUCGCCACCACUGUCUAUGCUAAGGAGUAUGCAAAACUGUUUUACAACAAAUGCUGUAUGUCCAAACAGUACCAACUGACUCUGAAAUAUCUUAAGAUGGUCUGUAUUGUUGUUGAGAUGAGGGUUUGCACCACUAAAACUCUGUGCCAUGCAAUCCAAGUGAACGGUAGUGGCUGCAGCUUCUUUCUGGAGAGGAAGUAGGGAAUUUGCACACGUACCAGAAAUAAUUCAUUUUCUUCGUAUUGUUUUUGUUCUACAUCCUCUGCCUCUGUACUCCUGAGCUAUAAUUCCUAGGUGGUUUAUGAUUAAUACCUAGAAUCUAAUAAAUAUGUUUAACAAUUGCUGUCAAGAACUUUUGUCUUUAAUGAACAAUUUCAUAUUGUGCUUUUGAAGCAUUAUUUGUCCCCGGAAUUGUUUAUCAGCAUCUGCUGUAGCUGGAGUUGCAAGGAGGAAACUGGAGAAAGGCUGUUAUGUAGUUGCAUGCAUGCAUCUGUUUCACAAGUUGAAGUGACUUGGCAAAGAAGUGUUUUUAUGUGCCUUUUUUUUUCUGUUUUUUCUUUGGUUUAAUGAAUUUUGGUAUGGAAUGUAUUGUUUAACUGAAUGUGGAUGAUGAACUGAGGAAGAGAAUGUAAUGUAGGCAGCAAGAUUUUGUUCAUUUUUAUGGGAAUAGCAACAUGAAGGUCUGAUUCCUGUAGUCUGCGCUGCUUCUGCUUGUCUCCUGUCCUCACAGCUCCUACUUUUUCCUACAGGAUUCCCCCAGUCUGCCAGUUACUCCUUUUCUCCCUAUCUGGAAUCACAUUGCUGUCACUGCAGUGUUACCUGGAACUUUACUCUAAACUGGGAUAUAUUAAGUAUUAAGUGUAUUUAAUUUUUUUAAAAUCUUUUUUGUUAUAUACAGAAUUAAGUAGCCUAGUCCCAGUUCAUUCUCAUCAGAUUUAAAAGUCAAUUACUGCUAAGUUGUCAAAAGAUUGUGAGUUUUAAUUUGGCUGUGUAUGGAUGUGGAAAAUACUAGCUGUUCUCAAGCUUCUACUUUCAUAAUCUGAACUCUGUUUUCCUUAAGAUAAAAAUCAGUGAGAGAUUUUCUAUUAAGUAAUAGGUCAGGCUUUGCGUGGGCUUAUCUAAUUUAAAUUAAAUAUAAUUGUGUUUCUUGUUCAUCGUGAUGUUCAUAUAUGUUCAAUUUGUUAGUUGUUCACUGUUCCAGUUGUAUAUAAAUGUUUUCUCAAUAAACUGCAUCAUCAAAAGUGAACCUUGAAA